GGGGACAGCAGAGCUCGGCAGAGGAUGCUCAGAGGACCCCGGGCCACCAGCACAGCAUGAGAACCAAGCCCUCCUGAAUAUUUGGGAAGCAGCAUGAAGAGAGAGAAAAACAUUUCUUCCUAAUUGUUUGGGGUUUUUUAAAAUUAAUCAAACAAAAUUCUAAGAGAAUAAUUACUGCUGCUCAGGAAAGUCUGAUGUCAUUGAUGUCCUUCCUCUUGGUUCUUUUUGUAGGUCCUUGAUAUCUCCUGUCAGCAAAGCCAACUCACACGAGGAGUUUACAAUGUCAAGCAACAUUUCUGAAUGUCAUCUCUAUGAAGACAUGGAACCUUUUACCUAUUUUUACUACUUGAUUUUUCUCGUGGGAAUUAUUGGAAGCUGUUUUGCUCUGUGGGCAUUCACACAGAAGGACCAGAAGCAGAAGUCGAUGAGCAUCUACUUAAUCAACCUCCUCACUGCAGACUUCUUGCUGACUUUGUCAUUGCCAGUGAAGAUUAUUGUUGACCUGGGAAUCGCGUCCUGGAAUCUGAGAAUAUUCCACUGCCAAGUCACGGCCUGCUGCAUCUACCUGAACAUGUACCUGUCAAUCACGUUCCUGGGGUUUGUGAGCAUGGAUCGCUGCCUGAAGCUGAUGCACAGCUCCAGGAUCUACCGCAUCCAGGAGCCCGGCUUUGCCAAGACGCUGUGCGCGGCCGUGUGGCUCAUGGUGCUCCUGGUGACCGUGCCCAACAUGGCCAUUCCCAUAAAGCACGUCGAGGAAAGGCCCGGCGUGGGCUGCAUCGACUUCAAGACGAAACUGGGGCGAGACUGGCACGUGUUCACCAACUUCAUCUGCACGGCGCUGUUCCUGAACGUGUCGGCCGUGCUGCUGCUCUCCAUCGCGCUGGUGGCCCGGCAGCUGUGGCGGCACCGGCCCGGCCAGGGCGGUGGCCGUGAGCGCCGGGCGCUGGCUCAGGUGCUGCUGGUGACGGGCACUCACCUGCUGUGCUUCGUGCCCUACCACGCCGUGCGCAUCCCCUACACGCUGAGCCAGGCCGGCGCCGGCUCCGACUGCGGCCUCCGCCGCGCUCUCUUCCAGGCCAAGGAGUGCACCCUGCUGCUCGCCAUCUCCAGCCUCUGCCUGGACCCCGUCCUCUACUACCACCUGUCCACGGCCUUCCGCCUCAGCGUCACGGCGGCCUUCGCAGCCCCCCGGGCGGGGAAGGCGCCCACGGCCCCGGAGGAGCAGCACAGCAGCGAGCAGCAGAGCUGCAGCCCCAACUGCAAGAUGCCAACAACGCUGCUGAGGAGCCCUGAGCCCAACGAAUGGAUCCACCAGCAACCAACAGCCCUGGCCGUGUGA
Molecule: messenger RNA, 1339 nt
Organism: Sturnus vulgaris (Common starling)
Lineage: Eukaryota; Metazoa; Chordata; Aves; Passeriformes; Sturnidae
Source: RefSeq, a predicted model, not a curated record